Messenger RNA from Adineta steineri, 1665 nucleotides. The record is from the annotation of a GenBank genome assembly. NCBI's taxonomy places the organism in Eukaryota, Metazoa, Rotifera, Eurotatoria, Adinetida, Adinetidae.
AUGGGUGGUGAAUUAAGUAAUAAUCCAAAUCAACAAGAAAUACCAAUGAUGCGUUUAAUACCAUUUCAACAUGAUGCAAACAUAUUAUAUUCUAUUCAACGUCAAGACUUACAAAAUUUUCAAAACACAUUAAAACAAAAUAAUUGCCGUGUUAUGAGAGCUUAUCGACAUAAUAUUAUGUUUGUUGCUCACGAAUCUAUCGUAGCUGAAAAAGUAUAUGAUUAUAUGUUACGAACAAAAGCUUAUAUUAGUAUAGCAGAUAUAGAUCAAAGAAAUUCAAGAAGAACAACAGUCCGACAACUACUUGAUACGAUGGUUGAGAAAAGUAAAUGUUUAUUAAAAAAUCUACAUGAUUGCCAAUGGAUAACAUCAUUUCAAUAUGAACAAAUGAAAGUUGAACGUUUCUCCGUACGAUUAGAUUAUCUCUUUUUUGUACCGGAUUUACAUGAACAACAAGAUCACAUUACAUAUGAACCAUUAACAAUCUCUUCUCUAAGCCCAUUGAUGCCUUUAUCUCGUUAUUUAAAUCGUCUUCUUGAACCAAUUUAUUACAAUCACAUAGCUCGUUCGACCACGGUCUAUAAAGGUGCUGAUAUUGUUAAACAAUUAGAAAAUUAUCAACAACAAGGUUAUUUAAAAUCGACAACAUUAUUUGUUACGAUUCAUUUUAAAGAUCUACAUACAUCCAUUAAACAUGAAAGAUUACUCUCGACAUUGCAAGAUUUUCUUCAAGAUUAUAUUACUGAUGAACAACGUAUUCAAGGUAUGAAAAUUCCUGCUAUAUUAGAAUUAACAAGAUUUAUUCUUCAAAAUCAAUAUUUUAUCUAUAAAAAUGAUAUUCUCUAUCGACAAAUCUUAGGAGGUAGUACAGGUUUAUAUAUUAUUGAUCUUUUAAUUAAUAUUUAUCUAUUCUAUUGGCAACGUUGUCUAAUAAUAAAUGAAGGAAAUGAUUAUGAAAUUUUUGGUCGCUGUUUUAAUGAUAUAUUCUUGACAUGGAAUGAAUCUGAAGAGAAACUACAACAAUUAUUAAAACUAAUGAAAAUAAAAGAUACAUCUCUUCAAUGGGAUUUUCGUGUACAAACACAUGAAAUUCAUUUUCUUGAUGCACAAAUUCAUUAUUGUCAUCGCACUCAACAUCUUCAAACAAGUGUUUAUCAUGAUUGGAAAUAUGAACCAUAUAUAUUACCAAAAUUACAUAAUGCAAAGUCUUUAUCACAUGCCAAUACUCUUCAUACGGCUCUUAUUCGUGCUAUACUCUGUUGUUCGCGACUAGAAGAUUUCGAUAAUGAAAAGCAAUAUAUUGAAUAUUCAUUUUUAUUUCAUAAAUUCUCAUCGGAUUUUAUUCAACAACAAAUGGAAGGCUUUUUUCAACUCUUUAAUGCAAGUGAUUUUAGUAUCUACCAUGAACAAACAAUGUAUGAUGAAUUACGUCGACGGGUUCGUCAAUAUGAUCAAGAAAAAACACAAGAAACAUAUGAACGUCUUGAAAAUGAACAAAAACAAUGUAUUUGGUAUAUUAAUUCGAAAUUAAAAGGCUUUUCUCUACUUAAAGCAAAACAAAAUCCUGCUCACUUUCUACCAACAUCUUAUCUUUACAAUUCACAUGUAUCAGAUGUUAUAAUUAAAGUUGUUGGUGUACCUUAUUAUCCAUCAAAUACGAUCUAA